Cynara cardunculus var. scolymus (artichoke) is the source of this 1615-nucleotide messenger RNA. RefSeq names its product BAG family molecular chaperone regulator 8, chloroplastic. NCBI's taxonomy places the organism in Eukaryota, Viridiplantae, Streptophyta, Magnoliopsida, Asterales, Asteraceae. Bases 1 to 1377 code for a protein of 458 amino acids. Gene Ontology annotation, molecular function: protein binding. Gene Ontology annotation, cellular component: plasmodesma. Gene Ontology annotation, biological process: protein folding. The transcript is spliced from 2 exons. The record is from RefSeq and is a predicted model, not a curated record.
AUGGCCACCGGCCACCACCAAUGCCACUGCCACCUGCCACCACCCGCCACCACCACCCACCAAACCAUGUGUUGUUAUUACUCUUUACAACCACCACCACCACCACCUCCAUCAGAGCCACCAUUCCAUUCCAUCUCUUCUCAUCUCCACCACCAACACCACUACCCUCCUCCACAAACCCACCUCCACGCGCCACCGCAAAACCACCACAACCUCCAUAGCAACCACCACGACUAUUAUCCUCCUCCUACUAUUACUACUACUCAAAACCAUCAACUUUUUCAAAAGUACCGCCAACAGGAAGAAGCUCAAGAAACCCCACCACCGGUUAAUCCGACCGUCUCCUCCCUCAUCCACCGCAUCGCUGCCCUGGAGUCCUCCCUCCGCCGCCGCAAAGGCUCCCCACGGUCAUCCUCUCUCCGUGACGCCGCCGCCCGUACAAUACAAACACAUUUCAGAGCGUUUCUCGUACGGAGAUCCAUAACCCUACGAAACCUAAAAGAUCUCGCCCAUAUCAAAUCAUCUCUCAACAGUCUGAAAUCCUCCAUUUCCGGUAGUAAAAUCCACUUUGAUUCUCAUCUCCUUUCUCGCGAAUCCAUUAAUUUGCUCAUCAAGCUCGAUUCGAUUCAGGGAAGUGAUCCGAUGAUUAGAGAUGGUAAACGAUUAAUUAGCCGAGAAUUGAUUCGAUUCAUGGAGCUCAUCGAUGAAAUGUCUACAGAAAACCAUGUGAUUUCAGUUAAGAAUGUUAGAUUCUGUAAAAAUGGUAAGAAAUCUGUGAUUUUACAGCGAGAGCAGAAAAUUAGGGCUUCUGGUUCUAGGGUUUUGGGUGAUGAUGACGAUGAAAGAAAAUUCCCCCAAAAUCUGAACAAUCAAAGUAAAAGAAAAAUUAGGGUUUCAUUGGUUCCCAAAGGAGAAGAAGAAGAACUAGAAAGUUUGGAGCUUGAAAACCCUAGAAAACCUCAAAAUAGAAUUGGGGGUUUGAUGAAGAAUCAACCAAAGGUGAAGAAAACUGUAAGCUUUUCUGAAAAUGGGAAUGUUUAUAGAUUAAUUAAAAGCAGCCAUAGCCAUGUUUCAAGUGAUGACAGUGAUAGCAGUAAUGGUGGGGAAGAAGUCGUCGAAGAAAUCGGUGUUUCUUCCAAAGAAACCGAAGUGGGAGAUCAAGAUUCUUCGGAAAUGAGCGAGAAUGAGAUGGACCCAAGAAAGAAUUUGGGAACCCGAAUGAAUCAUUCAACCAAAAAUCGUCAAUCCGAUCAAGAACACAACAAAGAAGAUGAUGAUGAUGAUGAUGAUGAUGAUGAUUUCGUAUUCUCUGCUCCAUUGCCGGAAAAAAUGGAGUAUCGAGUGGAUUCAAACAAUAAGUUGAUCGGAAAACAGUAGAUUUGGAAGAUCCACAGGUUGUUUUUAGAAGGUAUUUAGUUCUGUUCUUAUCUGUAAGAUUUUGUUUUUCUGCCAUUUUUAUUUCUUGGUGUCAUUGCCAUUGUUGUUAGAUCACUGCUCUUAUUGCUUUGAAGUUUGUAGGAUAUCUCUGCUUAAUUGGGUUGUGUUUAUGACACCCCUUGUUGAGUUCUUAUUUUGGAUGUAGAAUUGAUUUAUUGAAGAUGGUUUUUGUGUGGAU